Molecule: messenger RNA, 1341 nt
Organism: Cloeon dipterum
Lineage: Eukaryota; Metazoa; Arthropoda; Insecta; Ephemeroptera; Baetidae
Product: alpha-1,3-mannosyl-glycoprotein 4-beta-N-acetylglucosaminyltransferase A-like
Exons: 9
Coding region: 46-1341 (431 amino acids)
Biological process (GO): protein N-linked glycosylation
Cellular component (GO): endoplasmic reticulum; endoplasmic reticulum-Golgi intermediate compartment; Golgi stack
Molecular function (GO): acetylglucosaminyltransferase activity
Source: RefSeq, a predicted model, not a curated record
GCGCAAAAAUUGCUGAAGAAAAUCUCUAGUUCAGGAGCAGUUCACAUGCCAUCCGUUUACCACUUUCUUCCCCAUUUGCUUCACAAUCCUUCAAGCCUGAAGCCAUCAUACCAAAAGACGAAGGGCAGAAAUGGAGUGUCAAUGGUGCUGGGAGUGCCAACAGUGAAAAGAGCAGCUCAGAGCUACCUGCUCACAACCCUGCAAAGUUUAAUUCAGAAUUUGAAUCAAGAGGAGCAAAACAAAACAUUGAUCGUAGUAUUUGUUGCUGAAACAAACAUGGAUUAUGUUUUGUCUGUUGGAAAUGAGAUUGAAACGCAAUUUUCUUCUCACGUAGAAUCUGGCUUGAUUGAAAUAAUAUCCCCGCCUGCUUCCUACUAUCCUGACUUGACCAAACUAACUCAAACGUUAGGGGACCCUCUUGAAAGGUUCCAGUGGCGCUCGAAACAGAGUCUGGACUUUGCUUUUCUCAUGAUGUACGCCCAGCCAAGAGGUCUCUUCUACACACAACUGGAGGAUGACGUCCUAGCCAAACCUGGAUUUCUCACCACUAUGCUUGACUUUGCCUAUACAAAGAUUGCUACUAAUAACCCUUGGCUAAUCAUUGAAUUUUGCCAGCUGGGAUUUAUCGGCAAAAUGUUUAAGAGCGUCGAUUUACCCUUCCUAGCGCAGUUUUUCAUCAUGUUCUACAACGAAAAGCCGGUUGAUUGGCUGCUUGAUGACGUGGUUACAGUAAAAAUUUGCAAUCCUAGUCUAGACCAGAAAAUGUGCUUGGAGGCGAAAAAAGCGAUUUGGAUGCAGCACAGGCCUUCCCUUUUCCAACACUUGGGAGUUCACUCGUCGCUCAAUGGGAAAAUACAAAAUUUAAAGGAUAAACUCUUUGGGAAGCUGACGCUGUUUUAUCCUCACAAAACUAAUCCCAAGUUUGAAAGCAUUGAGAGCAGCAUCGCUUCGUACGGAAAACACACCCUGGAGGAAGCAUACCUUGGAAAAAUAUACUUUUGGGGAUUGUACCCUCAGGCUGGGGAUCACAUUGCUUUCAAAUAUGAUCCUCCAAUCAACUUGUCACGAUACUUGUUUCGAAGUGGCAAUGCUGAGUAUCCAUCUGAUAGGUUUUACAAUGCCACUGUUGAAAUCCUGCCAGCCGAAAUGCUAGACGGGGAAGUGACUGUCACCCCAGACGGCUAUGCGAUUGUCGGAAAAUUUGACAAGAUGGGCUUGGCAGAAGGAUUUAUUAAUCCACAAUUAUUCCCUAUAAGAGAGAUCAGACUGAACAUUCACAGCAAAAGCGAAAACUGGGUCAUCAUAAGUGAGUUACUGCGGCAAAAAAUGUUCUUCGGAUAA